UAUAGGUAUCAGAGUGACCAUGAACUUCAAUUUGCUGAGUAUACUGGUUGCGUGUUGUACCAUUCUUAGAUGCGCUGAUGCACAAAAAGAUCCUCACUGGGUCGCUGGACGUAAUACAAUUGUGCAUUUAUUCGAGUGGAAAUGGAAGGAUGUCGCUGACGAAUGCGAACGCUUUCUUCAAUAUAAAGGUUAUGGCGGAGUGCAGGUCUCGCCACCCACCGAAAACAUCGUAGUGCCAAACCGUCCUUGGUGGGAGAGGUACCAACCGAUCAGUUAUAAGCUUGUCACGCGCUCGGGAAAUGAGGCAGACUUUUUGGACAUGAGCCAAAGAUGUAACGCUGUUGGGAUUAGAGUAUACGCGGACGUCGUUAUAAAUCACAUGGCCAGGGAACCAGUAGUACCUCCUGCGAUAGGUACAGGAGGUUCGUCAGCGGAUCCGGCCAGUAAAAAUUUCCCAGACGUUCCCUACACGAGUGCAGAUUUCCAUUUGACUUGUCCAAUCAACGAUUACAAAGACGGCGGCAAUGUUAGAAAUUGCGAGCUUGAAAGGCUGAAAGACUUAAAUCAUGGGCGUGAAUACGUACAGGCAAAGAUCAUUGAACUCUUAAACCGGCUUAUCGAUUUAGGCGUUGCGGGAUUUCGAAUUGAUGCAGCAAAGCAUAUGUGGCCGAAAGACUUGGAGUUCAUUUACGGCAAACUUAAGAAUCUGAAUACAUCGUUUGGUUUCUCGCCAAAUUCUAGGGCGUUUAUUUAUCAAGAAGUCAUCGAUUUAGGCGGAGAAGCCGUAUCUCGCGAAUCUUACACUGCCUUGGGCACAGUCACCGAAUUUCGACACAGUGCGGAAAUUGGUAAAGUAUUUAGAGCCAAGGAUAAAUUGACAUACCUAAGCAACUGGGGCACUGGGUGGGGUCUACUUCCGAGUGAAGAUGCAUUCACAUUUGUGGAUAAUCAUGAUAAUCAAAGAGGUCAUGGUGCCGGUGGUGAUAAUAUACUGACUUAUAAAUCGUCGAAACAGUAUAAAAUGGCAACGGCUUUCAUGUUGGCUUACCCAUAUGGUAUUACUAGGAUUAUGUCAAGUUUUGACUUUGUCUCCUCUGAUCAGGGUCCCCCGCAUGAUAGCAAGGACAAUAUCGUUUCCCCGUCAAUUAAUUCAGAUGGUACCUGCGGAAAUGGUUGGAUUUGCGAGCACCGCUGGAGGCAAAUGUACAAUAUGGUAGAGUUUAAGAACGUAGUGGCAGGCACGGGCUUGUCUAACUGGUGGUCGGAUGGCCAUCAGCAAAUAUCGUUUUGCAGGGGAAAGAAAGGAUUUAUUGCGUUUACAAAUUGGGGCGAUCUAAAACAAACUUUGCAGACAUGUCUUCCAGGUGGGACAUAUUGUGAUAUCAUUAGUGGUCAACUUUCUGACGAUUCCAAAUCUUGUACUGGCAAGAAGGUUUAUGUUGAGCCCAACGGAUUCGCAUACAUUGAUAUUUGGGCGUUUGACGAAGAUGGCGUUUUAGCAAUUCAUGAAAAAUCUAAAAUUUAAAAGCAUGAUAAUUACCAAGGGUACUUUUAGUGUUGAUUUAAACGUAUUCAGAUUAUUCAACCAUUUAUAAUGUCAAAAGGCGUAUAGGUACCAAUAAAUAAAUGUUUUUUAAUACUUACCCAUCGAGAGGCAGAGGAGAGGAAGUUUGGUGAAUUGAGCAUGGGAUAAUAAACAGAGUAUAUUUUCACAAUUUACCUAUACUUACGUCUUAGGUACGUCCUGUAAGUCAAUUAGAUUCGUUACCUGCAAUACAAUGCAAAUCAAUCUUUUUCAUAUUUGGUAUAAGUUAGCUAUACCAUUGUAUAGUACUACAUAUACAAUGCCUAGGUAUACUAUACUGCAUAUAAAAAACAACAAAAGUACAUUUUUAUUACUACUGAUUUUGAGCGAAAAUUACACCUACUA
Molecule: messenger RNA, 1930 nt
Organism: Photinus pyralis (common eastern firefly)
Lineage: Eukaryota; Metazoa; Arthropoda; Insecta; Coleoptera; Lampyridae
Product: alpha-amylase A-like
Exons: 5
Coding region: 20-1525 (501 amino acids)
Biological process (GO): carbohydrate metabolic process
Molecular function (GO): alpha-amylase activity; cation binding
Source: RefSeq, a predicted model, not a curated record